Pieris macdunnoughi is the source of this 483-nucleotide messenger RNA. Lineage: Eukaryota; Metazoa; Arthropoda; Insecta; Lepidoptera; Pieridae. The record is from the annotation of a GenBank genome assembly.
AUGGGCGUUAGAUCCUGCCGCACGCCCUCCUCGUCAUUGGACCUGAACCUACGACACGCACGCUCUCCACGCGAUUCUAACACCACCAGGCGGCAUGCGCUUGUCUACGCUGGCCAUCGAUCCUGUCACAAGCGCUCUACGCUUGUCUACGCAGAACCAGCCUCAAACAUCCAGGCUGUGGGCACCAGCUCUAUGCCAGCCGACUACGGGGUGCAUCUUCAUUCUCCGCCGACUGCGGGGGGCAUCUUCAGGCUCUGCCGUCUACGAAACCAGCGAUUGAGUGCUUCUCUAAGCACCUGGAUGUGUGGCGUGUAUCUCGAGACUCCACUAAAUCCUGUCACGAUGGAUGCUUCUAUUGAGCUCCUGCGACUGUCAUCUUCGAGGACUGGCGACGGGGCGGGGGUGCAUCCUCGGGUGUCUGCAACCGUAGGGACUUCACGAGACUACAGCGCGUUCGGAGCUCUGCUGAAAAUAAGGGGUUAG